CAUUCGGAAUGCACUCAUACAGAACGCGUGAUCUCUGUGACGCCCAGAUGCACAAAACCGACCCUCCCACCUCUGUAAUAAACACGAAGAUGUUAGUCCCGUCUGAAUUGGUACAUGAAAAUCGCAGACGUCAGGUGGUAAGAAUCGAAACUCAAACGUAGUUUAGAAAACUAGUCCCGUCCGAAUAGUGCUUUAAUACAACCUAUGAGUUUUGGAUCUACCUAGAUACACAUUACAGUUGUGUAAAAAGCCAGUGAUAAGAAAAAAAAAAAUGUCACGCACAUAAAAUGAUUGGACGAGCAGCUGUAGAAAUAUGUUUUAUGUGCAUGAGAGGAAACCUCUGCCAUCCGUUUUUGACCUCUGUUUUUGUGGCUUCUUUUAUUCUUUUACUCUCAUUCUUAUUUUAAUAAAAAGUCAAUUUGAGUGUGUGGAACUGACAUCUAACUACACCAGGACUGAGUCUCUUGGACUGCAACAGCAUAAGAAGACUGCAUAAGUGUGCAUAAGAAGACUGAGAAAUACAGCUCAGCAAAGGACAAGUACAAUGGGAGAGUCUAAACCUGCAAGAAAAUUUGCACUUCUUGGAAAAACAGGAGAUGGCAAAAGCAGCGCUGGAAAUACAAUUUUAGGUGAACAAAGAUUCAAAACUGAAUCUUCACCUCAAUCUAUAACAGCUGAAUGUACAACAGGAGCUGGGGUGGUUUGUGGAAGAAGAGUCACAGUUAUUGACACACGUCUGAAGGAUGAGUACAUCAAAACUGAGAUCAUUCGAUCCGUUAUUGAAUGUGCUCCAGCUGUUGAUGCCUUAGUCAUCGUUCUAAAAGUUGAAAGGUACACAAGUCAAGAAAUAGCGAUUCUGGAUAAAAUUGUUGAGUAUUGUGGAGAGGAUACUUUUAAACAUGCAGUGAUUUUAUUUACUCAUGGUGAAGAACUAGAGGGUCAAACAAUCAAAGAAUUUGUUCAGAAAAAUCCAAAGCUACAGGAGCUUGCUGAUAAAUGUGGAGGUCGCUGUCACGUCAUUGACAAUAAACACUGGAAUGACUGUCAUUUAGGGUACAGGAGCAACAAGUUUCAGGUGAAAAAUCUGCUGGACACCAUCGACAAGAUGGUGGAAAAGAAUGGCCCCUACACCAAUGAUCUGAUGUUAAAUGUAGAGGAAGAAAUUCAAGAGGAGAUGAAUAGUAUGCUCAUAGUUAAUUUGUCUACAGAAGAAAAGCGAGAAGUAGCAAAGAAGAUUGUCCUUAAAAAAAUUCUUAUUAGGUCUGUAGGAGUGGCUACAGGAAAACUGAAUAUAAAAUAUCAGUGCAAACAGCAUCAGGAGCUGCAGCAACAGUAG
Messenger RNA from Cyprinus carpio (common carp), 1336 nucleotides. Its product is annotated as GTPase IMAP family member 2-like. The coding region runs from base 545 to 1336 and encodes 263 amino acids. The transcript is spliced from 3 exons. NCBI's taxonomy places the organism in Eukaryota, Metazoa, Chordata, Actinopteri, Cypriniformes, Cyprinidae. The record is from RefSeq and is a predicted model, not a curated record.